AUGCCUCCCCUCGUCUCGUCGUUAGCCCUCCGCACCCUGCGGACGCUCGUCCAGCGCCCCGCGCUCUCCCGUGCUGCCGUCGCCGUCCCCAAACCGACCCCGACGCCCCGACGCUUCCAGCCGGUGCUCCGCACGCCGACCGCCAUCACCGGCGCCACGACGGCCGCCAUCCGCCAGUUCUCGACGUCGCCGUUCCGCCAGGCGACGUACAACCAGGUGCGGCGCGGGUGCCGGGUUGCGCAGCGGGCGCGGCGCUCGCGGUCGCCGGCGCUCGUCGGCCGCCCCGAGAUGAAGGGCGUGUGUCUGAAGACGGGUAUCACGAAGCCCAAGAAGCCGAACUCCGGGGAGCGGAAGACGGCUCGUGUGCGGUUGAGCAGUGGGAAGAUUGUUACGGCGUAUAUUCCGGGUGAAGGCCACAAUGUUCAGCAGCACAGCGUGGUUAUGGUCCGCGGUGGUCGUGCGCCGGAUUGUCCCGGUGUGAAGUAUCAUCUGGUUCGGGGGGCGAUGGAUCUGGGUGGUGUUGCCAACCGGUUGACAAGUCGGUCGAAGUACGGAACGAAGAAGCCCAAGAGGGAUUAG
This is a messenger RNA of Aspergillus terreus NIH2624, 579 nucleotides long. Its product is annotated as mitochondrial 37S ribosomal protein uS12m. Gene Ontology annotation, molecular function: structural constituent of ribosome. NCBI's taxonomy places the organism in Eukaryota, Fungi, Ascomycota, Eurotiomycetes, Eurotiales, Aspergillaceae. Gene Ontology annotation, cellular component: small ribosomal subunit; ribosome. The transcript has 3 exons. The coding region runs from base 1 to 579 and encodes 192 amino acids. Gene Ontology annotation, biological process: translation. The record is from RefSeq and is a predicted model, not a curated record.